AGCAAGUUCUCACGUUGCCAUGUCGGAGACCGCUCCCGCUGAGACUGCUGCCCCGGCGCCGGUGGAGAAGUCCCCGGCCAAAAAGAAGGCAGCGAAGAAAGCUGGCGCUGGAGCAGCCAAGCGCAAGGCGACCGGACCACCGGUCUCCGAGCUGAUCACAAAGGCUGUGGCUGCUUCCAAGGAGCGCAAUGGCCUCUCUCUGGCCGCGCUCAAGAAAGCCUUAGCCGCUGGUGGCUACGACGUGGAGAAGAACAACAGCCGCAUCAAGCUGGGUCUGAAGAGCCUGGUGAGCAAAGGCACCCUGGUGCAGACCAAGGGCACCGGCGCCUCCGGCUCCUUCAAACUCAACAAGAAGGCUGCCUCCGGGGAGGCCAAGCCCAAGGCCAAGAAGGCGGGCGCGGCUAAGCCUAAGAAGGCAGCGGGUGCCACGCCGAAGAAGCCCAAGAAGGCUGCUGGAGCCAAGAAGACAGUUAAGAAAACUCCUAAGAAAGCGAAGAAGCCUGCGGCGGCUGGUGUAAAAAAAGUAGCCAAGAGUCCGAAAAAGGCUAAAGCUCCUGCCAAGCCGAAGAAGGCAGCUAAGAGCCCCGCCAAACCUAAGGCAGUGAAGCCGAAGGCUGCCAAGCCCAAAGCUGCGAAGCCGAAGACGGCAAAGCCCAAGGCUGCUAAGGCCAAGAAGGCGGCUCCCAAGAAGAAGUAAGAAGUCGGCCUGUGGCAUG
This is a messenger RNA of Dipodomys ordii (Ord's kangaroo rat), 716 nucleotides long. It is a transcript of the gene H1-5, whose product is annotated as histone H1.5. The record is from RefSeq and is a predicted model, not a curated record. Bases 20 to 697 code for a protein of 225 amino acids. The transcript has a single exon. Gene Ontology annotation, biological process: nucleosome assembly. Gene Ontology annotation, molecular function: DNA binding; structural constituent of chromatin. Gene Ontology annotation, cellular component: nucleosome. NCBI's taxonomy places the organism in Eukaryota, Metazoa, Chordata, Mammalia, Rodentia, Heteromyidae.